Molecule: messenger RNA, 748 nt
Organism: Brassica napus (rape)
Lineage: Eukaryota; Viridiplantae; Streptophyta; Magnoliopsida; Brassicales; Brassicaceae
Product: defensin-like protein 22
Exons: 2
Coding region: 377-616 (79 amino acids)
Biological process (GO): defense response to fungus
Cellular component (GO): extracellular region
Source: RefSeq, a predicted model, not a curated record
CUUUUUCUUUUUGCAGGAAGAAUAUAUAUGUUUGGAUCAUAACGAUUAACAAUAUCUAACUCAGACUUUUAUUUAUUACAUUCUAUAACUGUAAGUCAGAGUGUUUUGACUUUCACAAAAAGGGUUGACAUGUUCCAAUAUAGUCAGCAUACAAAUUUGUUAUAAAAAAAAAGUCAGCAUACAAAAUAAGUAGAAAUAGAAUAAAGCCUUUAAGUUAUUGACUUUUGAUUUGACUGAAACUUUGGUUUCAUCAACACAUCAGAAAGAAUAUAGAAGCCAUCUAGUAUAAGUACGAGUGAAAUACAUCAUUUUCUUAAUCAAUACAAAACAAGGCUUAAACACUUAUUACAAAACUAAAAAAAAAAAGAGAUUAAUAAUGACCAGCGUGAAAGUUUUUUCUUUUGCUUUGCUUCUUGUCCUCCUUUUCUCCGUUGAUGUUGAAGGAUAUGUGUUAGAAAGUACAUCCUUGUGUUGCAAUACCCACCCAGAAUUUGGGAGGUGCAUCCCAAACCUUGACACAAGAAGAUGCAACAGUUGGUGUCUUAAGGGAUGUGACAAUAAAAAAGGUGGUUUCUGCAAACGUAUUAACGGAGGACAAUGCCAUUGUUAUUGUUAAGAAUCUCUCAAAACCAUGUAAAACAUGCAUGACCAUUUGAUUAUUUCGUUUAUGUUGCCGUUUUACUACUUUUGUAUGAUUUAUGAAAUUAUGAUAUUUGUACGAAAGAGAGAAAAAAAUCUUCAACUAUCA